UAUUUUCAGAAAAAACCACCGAUAGUGGAAGUUGUGAAUCGUGAACUCUUGAUCUGAAGACAGAUUACCCAUGGUCGUUUCAACCAGCGAACUGGCCGUUCUAGUUUUCGUUGUUUUGUGUCUAUCAAUACCUACAUGUUGCCUGAGUUCGCAGGGGAUUUUCGACCAACACGUUGCGCUCUUCGUCUUCGGUGAUUCGCUGUUCGAUCCUGGAAACAACUACAUCAACACCACUACUGAUUUUCAGGCGAAUCAUUGGCCAUAUGGUCAAUCUUACUUCAAUCCUCCGACUGGGAGAUUCUCCGAUGGCCGUCUCAUCCCCGAUUUCAUCGCUGAGUAUGCCGGACUACCUCUCGUUCCGGCGUAUCUCGAACCGGGGAAUAAUGAAUUCACGCACGGAGCAAACUUUGCGUCUGGAGGAGCUGGUGCCUUGAUCGACAGCCAUGCUGGAUUUGUAGUCGAUCUUCAAACACAGCUACAGUACUUUGGCAAUUUAGUAAACCAUUACAAGCAGAGUUUAGGUGAUACCAAAGCUCAACAGCUUCUAUCAAACGCUGUCUACUUGUUUAGCUGUGGAGCCAACGACUACCAAAAGCCUGUUGUCAAUCAUCACAGCAUCUUCCAUCCAUAUACCCAUGAACAAUACGUGGACAUGGUGAUCGGAAACUUGACUAACGUAAUCCAGGGAAUACACGAAAAAGGAGGCAGGAAAUAUGGGUUUGUCACUGCCCCUCUUAUAGGCUGUUGGCCUGGAAUUAGGAUGAGACAACCUGGGAAUACGUGUAGUGUAGAGACUGAUGAUAUCACAAGAUUACACAAUCAAAAACUUUCAAGAAAGCUAAAGAAAUUGGAGAAGGAAUUCGAAGGAUUUAUGUAUGCAAAGUUCGACAUUUCCACCUCCAUUAACAACAGAAUGAAGAACCCAUCAAAAUAUGGGUUUAAGGAAGGAGAGAUUGCAUGUUGUGGUAGUGGUCCAUUUAGGGGGAUUUACAGUUGUGGAGGGAUAAGAGGGAUAAAAGAGUAUGAAGUAUGUGAAAAUUCCAGUGAGUAUUUGUUCUUUGAUUCUUUUCAUCCCAAUGAAGUGGCAAGUCGCCAAUUUGCAGAAAUAUUUUGGAAUGGGGAUUCCAAGAUCACAGAGCCUUAUAAUUUGAAAGCCUUGUUUGAAGGGAUCCCAAAUGAUGAGUUAUGAUUAGUUAAAGUGAAGUGGAAGCCAUGAAAGUUCUUGUAAGAAGGUUAAGUUAGUUGCACAUAUCUUCACAGGUUUUGAUUAAUAUUUGUGUAUUUUGCUUAAAAUUUGGUUUUAGAUAAAAGUUGUUUUGAUUGUUAACACAAGCAUCAUGACAUGUUAUAAUGUGUGUAUAGUAUAUAUACCCUUUAAUCCUAUGUCUACAUUUAUUUUGAAAUGAUAAUAUAGUAUAUUAUUUGGUAA
Messenger RNA from Lactuca sativa (garden lettuce), 1429 nucleotides. RefSeq names its product GDSL lipase. NCBI's taxonomy places the organism in Eukaryota, Viridiplantae, Streptophyta, Magnoliopsida, Asterales, Asteraceae. Gene Ontology annotation, molecular function: lipase activity. The record is from RefSeq and is a predicted model, not a curated record.